Molecule: messenger RNA, 3541 nt
Organism: Hyaena hyaena (striped hyena)
Lineage: Eukaryota; Metazoa; Chordata; Mammalia; Carnivora; Hyaenidae
Gene: SLC9A7
Product: solute carrier family 9 member A7
Exons: 17
Coding region: 54-2234 (726 amino acids)
Biological process (GO): sodium ion transport; regulation of pH; proton transmembrane transport
Cellular component (GO): recycling endosome; membrane
Molecular function (GO): sodium:proton antiporter activity
Source: RefSeq, a predicted model, not a curated record
ACGGCGCGGGCUGCUGGUCCCGGCGCGCAGGAGGCGCGGGCGGCCCUGGGGCCAUGGAGUCUGGUGACGCGGCGCGCCUCGGCCCGGGACGGGCGGCCCGGGCGCUGCCACCGCGGCUGCUGCUGCUGCCGCUGCUGCCGCUGCUGCUGGGUCGGGGGCUGCGCGCCGCGGCCUCGGCCUCCUCCUCUGGGGCGGCGGCCGAGGACAGCAGCGCCAUGGAGGAGCUCGCCACUGAGAAGGAGGCGGAGGAGAGCCACCGGCAAGACAGCGUGAGCCUGCUCACCUUCAUCCUGCUGCUCACGCUCACCAUCCUCACCAUCUGGCUCUUCAAGCACCGCCGGGUGCGCUUCCUGCACGAGACCGGGCUGGCCAUGAUCUACGGGCUCAUCGUUGGGGUGAUCCUGAGGUAUGGCACCCCUGCCACCAGCGGCCGUGACAAGUCACUCAGCUGUACUCAGGAACACAGGGCCUUCAGCACCUUAUUAGUGAACGUCAGCGGGAAGUUCUUCGAAUACACCCUGAAAGGAGAAAUCAGCCCCGGCAAGAUCAACAGCGUGGAGCAGAAUGACAUGCUGAGGAAGGUAACGUUUGAUCCAGAAGUCUUUUUCAACAUUCUUCUGCCUCCAAUUAUCUUCCAUGCCGGCUACAGUUUAAAGAAGAGACACUUCUUCAGAAAUCUCGGCUCUAUUCUGGCGUACGCUUUCUUGGGGACUGCCGUUUCCUGCUUCAUCAUUGGGAAUCUCAUGUACGGUGUGGUGAAGCUCAUGAAGAUUGUGGGGCAGCUCUCGGAUAAGUUUUACUACACAGACUGUCUCUUCUUCGGAGCCAUCAUCUCUGCCACUGACCCAGUGACCGUACUGGCGAUAUUUAACGAACUGCACGCGGACGUGGACCUCUACGCACUCCUGUUUGGAGAAAGCGUCCUAAAUGAUGCCGUUGCCAUUGUCCUGUCCUCGUCAAUUGUCGCCUACCAGCCGGCGGGGCUCAACACCCACGCCUUUGAUGCCGCUGCCUUCUUCAAAUCAGUUGGCAUUUUCCUGGGUAUCUUCAGUGGCUCUUUUACCAUGGGAGCCGUAACCGGCGUCGUGACAGCUCUAGUGACCAAGUUCACCAAGCUGCACUGCUUUCCCCUCCUGGAGACGGCGCUCUUCUUCCUGAUGUCCUGGAGCACGUUCCUUCUGGCGGAAGCCUGUGGCUUUACAGGCGUUGUGGCUGUUCUCUUCUGUGGAAUCACGCAGGCUCAUUACACCUACAACAAUCUGUCAGUGGAAUCGAGAAGUCGAACGAAGCAGCUAUUUCAGGUGUUACACUUCCUGGCAGAGAACUUCAUCUUCUCCUACAUGGGCCUGGCGCUCUUUACCUUCCAGAAGCACGUUUUCAGCCCCAUUUUCAUCAUCGGAGCUUUUGUUGCCAUCUUCCUGGGCCGAGCCGCACACAUCUACCCGCUCUCCUUCUUCCUCAACUUGGGCAGAAGGCAUAAGAUCGGCUGGAACUUCCAACACAUGAUGAUGUUUUCAGGCCUUAGGGGCGCGAUGGCAUUUGCGCUGGCCAUCCGUGACACGGCAUCGUACGCGCGCCAGAUGAUGUUCACCACCACCCUCCUCAUCGUCUUCUUCACCGUCUGGAUCAUCGGCGGAGGCACGACUCCGAUGUUGUCAUGGCUCAACAUAAGAGUUGGCGUCGAGGAGCCCUCCGAAGAGGACCAGAACGAACGCUGCUGGCAGUACUUCAGAGUUGGUGUGGACCCCGAUCAAGACCCACCACCCAGCAAUGACAGCUUUCAAGUCUUACAAGGGGACGGUCCAGAUUCUGCCAGAGGGAACCGGACAAAGCAGGAGAGUGCGUGGCUCUUCAGGCUGUGGUACAGCUUUGACCACAAUUACUUGAAGCCCAUCCUCACGCACACUGGCCCCCCGUUAACCACCACACUCCCCGCCUGGUGUGGCCUACUCGCCCAGUGUCUGACGAGUCCCCAGGUGUACGACAACCAAGAGCCGCUGAGAGAGGAAGACUCCGACUUCAUCCUGACCGAGGGCGACCUCACCUUGACGUACGGGGACAGCACAGUGACUGCAAACGGCUCCUCAGGCUCCCACACGGCCUCCACGAGCCUCGAGGGCAGCCGGCGAACCAAGAGCAGCUCGGAGGAGGUGCUGGACCGAGCCCUGGGGAUAGGGGACCAGCCGGUUUCGAGCCGGGGCACGCGCCUAGUGUUCCCCCUGGACAAUGCGUGACUCCCCCCUUCCCCGCCCCAGAGCCCGCGGCGAUGAUGGGGAUGAUGGGGACGGCCCACCAGCAGGUGACGGCUGCAAGCCCCGGGGUUGUCCGAGGAGGGGCACUGACUGAGCGGAACUAACGCUUCUGUUUUCUUGAGGUCUGAAGCUAUCUUAACCUUUACAAUUUAACCCAAGAUGGUGGGGCUGAAGUGUCUCUAAAUCAAGACAGACGCAGACCCAUUCCCACUUUUUCACGUAGUAGUGUGCUGUUCAGAGUUAACCAAACAAACAAAAUAGCAUGCUUUAAUGGUCUAACUCAUUCACCUGCAGUAUCUGAACAAGGUGUGUGGCGGGUGGGGGGGUGGUUGGAUCCCUCCCCGCCCCCUGCCCAGGAGAGGCUUCAGAUCCGUUCACAGCAGCCCAGGCCUGGCUGGCUGCAGGAAUCGCACGGUGGAGGAGAGCAGGCUAGAAGAAAGAUCGAGAAGGAAGGCGGCUGAGACUGGACCUGCAAGGAUGACAGGAAGCCGGCGGUAAAUGGGCCAGAACUCAGGAAGAAGCAAUUGGAGCGGCCGCUCCCGGCACCACAGGGCUACGAGACCGUGAUCUCACGUCAGGCUUCUGGGCUCUUUGCGGCCUGGCUUUCCUCUAGACUGAAGAGUGGAAAUCUCUCCAUGAACAUUUGCACCUGGGGAAAGAAUUAGAAUGCCUUCUCUGGAAGCCUCCAUCCAGAAGAAGCUACCAAAAGCAAAACCAAAGGCAAAAUCGCGUUACGCUGUUGGGUUUUUCACAUCCAUCUGAGGACAGGAGAAACUGGUUAGAAACUGAUGAUGAAAAAUCAGUCAAUUCUUUGGGGCCGCCGUAUAAGCCGACUGCCUGGCAAAUGAUUCAGAGGGCCGAGACACCUACUGUGGCUUUCGGAACAGCAUUGAAAUUUGUGGGGCGCUUUUAUCUGGGGACGAGAAAGCAAAAAGAAGCCUAAGGAGGCAGUAGGCUAGUAUUCGGGGUGGGGGGGGAAUCACGCCGCGAACACAAUCAACUGCAACAACAAAAUACAAGAUACUGUUGUAAAGACCGAGUAGAUUUCAGUGACCAUGUGAGAAAUUAGAGGCAAGUCCAUGGAAGAUUAAGCAGUAUUCAGUCCAGUGGAAGGUUCUGUCUACUGUAAGAUUAAGUCUCCAGAUGUCUUGAGGUCGAGUGCCAUGUAGAGAAGGGUCAUCCUCUCGGCAUCCGGGGAGGCUCGCACCAGCUGAAGGCGUGAGCACGGUGUGAAAUUUAGGUUCUUGAAAGCCCGAUUCCUUUUAAAAAAAAAAAAAAAAAAAAAAAAA